ACCCUUUAACCCAUUUUAACCCUUUACCUAUGUAAUUAAAGCACCCAAACAGAGUCGCAUAUUUGUGGAUAAUCUCUUCCUUGUAUCUGUCUGCCUCGGUGCUUCUGCAAAUGUCUACUUCUCCACUCUCCAACUCCUGCAGGAUGAAUCUUGUAUGUUUAAAUACCCAUUUACCCGGACUGCAGAAAGGCAUGUUGUCUGUCUCCUUUUCUCAAAGUUGUAGUUUUAAGCUUUGCUUUCCUAUCAAUGGUUUGUGUUCAAGGUGUUGUGUUGUCUCGGCUACCUCAUCCAAAUUGCCCCAAAACAAAGGACUUAGUUCAAAUCUUGCUUCCCAAAGCAGGUACACAGAUUUAAAGGAUAACGUGCCUAGCAGUCUAAAUAUUCUGGAGGAGCAGCUGAGGGAUUUAUUUAAUGAAGUCCAAGCCCUGAUAAGAAUAGGGAAGGAAAAUGAGGCCAGAGAUCUGCUUCUAGCAAAUUUUGAAGCUGUCAAAGAACAGAUGGAUGCAGGUAACAAGGGUAUAGAAGAAGCUGCUAUUCUUGAUGUAACAGCCUUGGGGUACAUGGCCCUCGGAGACAUAAGGACUGUCAAACCCCUGCUGGAUAUGUUGAGCGAGAUUGUUGGUGACUUGAAAGAUGAGGAGCCUCUUCUGGACUCGAUACUCACACAUAUGGGUAAUAUGUAUGAAAAGUUGGAAAAUUUUGAGAUGUCCAUUUGUCUGUAUGGAAGAGCUGUGAAGGUUAUUGAGAAAUUAUAUGGAAAUACCAGUUCUUUUAUCGUCACUCCAUUGUUAGGAAUGGCAAAAGUUCUGAGUUCUAAUGGAAAGACCAAAAACGCAAAAGAAACGUAUCAUCGCGUGGUUAAAAUACUCGAAUCUAGCAGGGGCGAAGAAAGUGAGGAACUGGUAGUGCCUUUAUUUGGCAUGGGCAAUCUUCUUCUGAAGGAAGGGAGAGUGACUGAUGCAGAAAAUGCUUUUAAUAGAAUUUUGACCACGUACAUGAAGUUAUAUGGAGAAAAUGAUGGCAGAGUUGGAUUGUCUAUGAGUUAUCUUGCACGUGUGAAAUGUGCGAAAGGAGAUGUGAAUGAAGCCAUUGAUCUGUAUAAGGAGGCUCUACGUAGGCUGAAGGAUUCUGAUUAUAUAACCAUAGAUGAUCAAAUAAUGGAGAAGAUGAGAGUAGACUUGGCUGAAUUACUUCAUAUGGUUGGAAGAGGUGAAGAAGGCCGCACUCUCCUAGAGGAGUGCUUGUUGAUAACUGAGAAGUUCAAGGGAGAAGGGCAUCCCAAUUCAGUGUCUCAUCUAGUGAAUCUAGCCACUUCUUAUUCACAGUCCAAACUUUUUGCAGAAGCUGAGCGCUUGCUAAGGAUGAGUUUGCAGAUUAUGUUUAAGAAUGUAUCACCUGAUGAUCAAUCAAUUACUUUCCCAAUGCUGCAUCUUGCAGUUACUCUCUACAAUCUAAACCGUAAUGAGGAAGCCGAAAAAUAUGCAUUAGAGGUUCUGCAAAUCCGCGAGAGGGCAUUUGGAAAAGAUUCUCAGCCAGUUGGGGAGGCUCUUGACUGCUUGGUCUCCAUUCAGACCCGGCUUGGAAAGGAUGAUGGUGAAUUGCUGGACUUGCUCCAGAGGGUACUGAAAAUUCAAGAGAAAGCUUUUGGUACUGACAGUGAGGAAGUCAUGGAAACAAUGAAAAAAGUUGUAUAUUACUUGGAGAAAAUGGGGAGGAAACAUGAGAGACUUCCUCUGCAAAGAAGAUUAUCAAAGCUCAGAACUAAAUAUAAGCAAAUGGUUCAAUAUUAAAGAUCCUACAAGGUAGCAUGUUUGAUGAGUAAUUGCUUUCAUGCCAUUAACUGUCUCGGUAUGAAAGAGACACUGGAGUAUAGCACAAGAUCGGGUUUUCUUGCUGCCAUGGUGAGCAAGGUAGGCAGACAAAACUAACAAAGAUAAAUGACAGGCAUAUGAAAGAAAUUCUUCUUAGCUACAUCUGUUCAAGAGUGUAAGUGAUAUUUCAGAGAACUUUCAGAAUCAGAUACGAAAGUUAAGGGGACAGCAUUGUUGACAAAUGAAUACUACCAAAAGGUAUCGUAUUAGGUUAUUGAUGCAUCUUUUGAAGUGGAAAAGCAUUCUUUACCAAAUAUUCUUAGUGCUAAUUAGCUUCGUAAUAUCAAUAGUUCCAUGGUUAUUAAUGGUGCUGAGUACUUAAACAAUUAAAAAAGAUGGUUGCUGCAGUGUUGUCCUUUCAUAAAUUUACCUCCUUGUUUCAUUGUUUUCUCUUUUCCUUUCCUUUCAUGCUGUACCUUUUCUGUUCAUCCAUCUUCUUCGAGCGUUGAAGCUUUGCUGCACAGAACACUAUCUACUAAUCCUGCUACCCCGUUGCUUCUAAUAUGUGUGGAGAUGCAUUCAAGAGGUCGACCCAAAUGGGACAUUGUCUGCAAUUCAACUACAAUCUGAUUGACUACAACGUGAAACAUAAUUGUACACUGGAAAGUGAUAGCAAGUUUGAUCGUCUGUGGUGAUGAAAAAUGUUAUUGCUGACUCCCUUCACUUGAGACAGUUCCAUUGAGCUACUUAGUUGAAAUAACAUUGGUGGUGCAUAGAGAAUCUUCAGAGACUACAGCUGCAAGUCCGCAAGACAACUGGCUAGUCUGAAGGUUGAAGAAGCACAUACUCUUUUCAAUGUAGAGGGAAAUUCAGAUGGUGCUCCAGCUGCAAGUGUGCAACAUAACUAGCGAAGCUGAAGGUUGAAGAAGCAUAUACUCUUUCUUUUCAAUAGGAAUGUUGUAAGAAUAGCAAAAGGACAUCAUUUAACCUAUAUUUACUAGUGAUUUUCUAGUGGCAAAGACAGACAUUUUGCGCUACCCCAAUAUCCAGAUUCUUGAAAUAAUUACAGUUCUUGUAUUUGGGCUACUCUUAUUUUGGAAAUGGAUUAUUGAUGUGAAUAGGUUAUCAAUUAUCACAGAAAUAUAGUUAAUCAUAUUAAAAUGA
Lycium barbarum (goji berry) is the source of this 2975-nucleotide messenger RNA. RefSeq lists its product as uncharacterized. Lineage: Eukaryota; Viridiplantae; Streptophyta; Magnoliopsida; Solanales; Solanaceae. Bases 111 to 1790 code for a protein of 559 amino acids. The record is from RefSeq and is a predicted model, not a curated record. Gene Ontology annotation, biological process: chloroplast organization. Gene Ontology annotation, cellular component: chloroplast. The transcript has 9 exons. Gene Ontology annotation, molecular function: protein binding.